GUGUGCAUGUGCAGAAAGUAGAUGUGGGUGCGGGCGCGGGCUCGGGGCGCGUGCAGAGGGCGGCGGACCUCAGGCCGGGGGGGCGGCAGUGACAGCCGCGCCCGCGCUCCCCGCGCGUAGGUGUGCGGCGCGCUCCUGGCGAGGACCGAGCGCGCGGAUCUCGCGUGUGCUCGCCGCCAGGCGCAGCCCAGCCCGGCCCCCGCCCGGCGCCGCGAGCCAAGGUGUCGCCCGCGCCCGCGCCGGAGUCGCCGCCGUGCCCGCGAGCGGGAGCCGGAGUCGCCGCCGCCGAGCGCAGCAGAGCGCACGCCGACCCGGUCCGUCGCCGCCAUGGCCACCACGGUGACCUGCACCCGCUUCACCGACGAGUACCAGCUCUACGAGGAUAUUGGCAAGGGGGCUUUCUCUGUGGUCCGACGCUGCGUCAAGCUCUGCACCGGCCACGAGUAUGCAGCUAAGAUCAUCAACACCAAGAAGCUGUCGGCCAGAGAUCACCAGAAGCUGGAGAGAGAGGCUCGCAUCUGUCGCCUUCUGAAGCAUUCCAACAUUGUGCGCCUGCACGACAGCAUCUCCGAGGAAGGGUUCCACUACCUGGUCUUCGAUCUGGUCACUGGUGGGGAGCUCUUUGAGGACAUUGUGGCCCGAGAGUACUACAGUGAGGCCGAUGCCAGUCACUGCAUCCAGCAGAUCCUGGAGGCUGUUCUUCAUUGCCACCAAAUGGGGGUCGUGCACAGGGACCUUAAGCCUGAGAACCUGCUUUUGGCCAGCAAGUGCAAAGGAGCCGCGGUGAAGCUGGCAGACUUCGGUCUGGCUAUUGAGGUGCAGGGGGACCAGCAGGCGUGGUUUGGGUUUGCUGGCACGCCAGGCUACCUGUCCCCAGAGGUCCUGCGAAAGGAGGCAUACGGCAAGCCAGUGGACAUCUGGGCAUGUGGGGUGAUCCUGUAUAUCCUGCUUGUGGGCUACCCCCCCUUCUGGGAUGAGGACCAGCACAAGCUGUACCAGCAGAUCAAGGCUGGAGCCUACGACUUCCCAUCCCCUGAGUGGGACACGGUUACUCCUGAAGCUAAAAACCUCAUCAACCAGAUGUUGACCAUCAACCCAGCCAAGCGAAUCACAGCACAUGAGGCACUGAAGCACCCGUGGGUCUGCCAACGCUCCACAGUGGCCUCCAUGAUGCACAGACAGGAGACUGUGGAGUGUCUGAAGAAGUUCAACGCCCGGAGAAAGCUCAAGGGCGCGAUCCUCACCACCAUGCUGGCCACACGAAAUUUCUCAGUGGGCAGACAGACCACCGCUCCGGCCACAAUGUCCACGGCGGCCUCCGGCACCACCAUGGGGCUGGUGGAACAAGCAGCCAAGAGUUUGCUCAACAAGAAAGCAGAUGGAGCCAAGCCCCAGACGAAUAGCACCAAAAACAGUACAGCUGCCACCAGCCCCAAGGGGACACUUCCUCCAGCCGCCCUGGAGCCUCAGACCACCGUCAUUCAUAACCCCGUGGAUGGGGUCAAGGAGUCGUCUGAUAGCACCCACACCACCAUAGAGGACGAAGAUACCAAAGCCCCCAGGAUCUCUGACACCCUGAACACGGUGAGGAGGGGCUCGGGGACUCCGGAAGCCCAGGGCCCCCGCCCCUGCCUGUCUCCGGCUUCCCCAGGCCCCCUGCCUGCCCCGUCACGGAAGCAGGAGGUCAUCAAGAUCACGGAGCAGCUCAUUGAAGCUGUCAACAACGGCGAUUUCGAGGCCUAUGCGAAGAUCUGCGACCCAGGUCUGACCUCCUUUGAGCCUGAAGCUCUGGGUAACCUGGUGGAAGGGAUGGAUUUCCACAGAUUCUACUUCGAGAACUUGCUGGCCAAGAAUAGCAAGCCCAUCCACACGACCAUCUUGAACCCCCAUGUGCACGUCAUUGGCGAGGAUGCAGCCUGCAUUGCCUACAUCCGCCUCACGCAGUACAUGGAUGGGCAGGGCCGGCCCCGUACCAGCCAGUCUGAGGAGACCCGUGUGUGGCAUCGCCGUGACGGCAAGUGGCAGAACGUGCACUUCCACUGCUCGGGCGCACCCGUGGCCCCCCUGCAGUGAAGGCUGCGGCCACUCUGCGGGACUGACUUGCGUCUGGAGCCCGGCCGCCCCCCAGUGCACGGCCUGCUGUCGCAUGUUUGUGUCUGCCUCGUUCCUCCCCUGGUGCCCGUGUCUGCAGAAAACCAAGACCAGAUGUGAUUUCUUUUUAAAAACAAGAUGACAACGACAACCCCCAAAAAAUUGAUGUCGACUGAUAUGGAAACAAAGGAAAACGCUGUAAAAAUCACUGGCUUUGGUGGGGCUUCAAACCAACUGGCCACUCCUCAUCCAAGCCCCGUGUGUCUGUCUGCCUGGCCUCCGAGGACAGCUGGCCAGGCCAUGAACAUGUACACAGGGGGCUGUUCCCAGACAGCGUGCGUCAGCUGGCACCUGCCCCCAGACACCGCAUCCUCCCUGCCUGCCUGGCUUGAGUCAGGAGUGUUAGGCGUCAUCUGAGGCGGUGGGCAGGAACGUGGAGCCUGAGCGUGGCUGUCCUGUUGUCCCCCACUUCCCAUCCCUUCUCCUCCUCCCCUGCUCAGGGUCGCACAACCCAGCAUGGAUGAUGGGUGCAGAGGCCAGGCCACCCAGGGGUAUGACAAGCCAUCCAGGCAGCCCCAAGGACCCAGGGUGCUGGGCUUGGUGGGGAUGUGACACAGGAAGGAGCAGGCUGGGGGCAGGGCAGCAUCCCAGGUCCCCAGGCUGAGGCAGGGUCCAGGCAGGUGUUGGAGAGGCCCGUGCUUCUGGAGUCUGGGCCAGGAGCAGGCAGGGCAGGGAGGACCCCACCAGGCCUCUCAGAGGCUACAGUGUGUUACAGGGACCCCAAGAUGGGGAGAAGGCGGGCUGGGCUUACCUUGAGGUCUCCCGGCAUGCUGGGGCAUGGGGAAUCCAGCACUGAGAGCCAAGGGCAGUUGGCUGGGGGUGGCCUGCUGCAUUAUGGUUUGGGGGUGGUUGGCAGCUGAGAUCACAGAGGUACAGGCCCCCCACCCCAACACCUGCCUUCUUCAAUUCAUGUGUUCAACAAAGAUUUAUGUUGCUCCACAAAUUGAGCCAAGGGAGGGGCAGAGUGGGGGGCAGGACACAGGAUGCUGACCUCCAACAGGGACUGUCCAUUGACACAUGCUCAGAGUGGGAUCCCUUGCCUGUCCUCGGGUGAGCUCAGGACAGCUGCUCCCACCCAUGGACACAGGGUGACAUCUGUCAAUGCCCCCAGCCUUGGGCAGCACAGGGCUGGCCAUGGACCUCAUGUGGCCUGGCCACAUCACCUCCUGGGGCCUCUGCCCUCCCCCAGUCAUCUGUUACCUCCACGGAGCUGCCUGUUUGGGAUAAUCUGGGGACUUUUUCUGGGGUGGGGUUCUUUUGCAUGACCCCUCAUGAGCGUGCCACACUCUCCCAGCUCCAGUCCAUGGGGUGGUGGUGUCGGCAGGCCUUUCCUCUUCUUUUUGCUGGGUUUCAUUGUCUUUACUUUCUGAGCCUUGUAAGUGUACAAAAAUUUUGUUCUGUCUCGGGAAACUGCAAAUAAAAGAGAAACAGGACAAAACA
Messenger RNA from Manis pentadactyla (Chinese pangolin), 3591 nucleotides. It is a transcript of the gene CAMK2B, whose product is annotated as calcium/calmodulin dependent protein kinase II beta. NCBI's taxonomy places the organism in Eukaryota, Metazoa, Chordata, Mammalia, Pholidota, Manidae. Gene Ontology annotation, molecular function: ATP binding; calcium/calmodulin-dependent protein kinase activity; calmodulin binding. The record is from RefSeq and is a predicted model, not a curated record. Gene Ontology annotation, biological process: protein phosphorylation. Gene Ontology annotation, cellular component: neuron projection; cytoplasm. Bases 328 to 2073 code for a protein of 581 amino acids. The transcript is spliced from 22 exons.